CCACCAGGAGGGAGGGAGCGCUCACUCCGUCUAACGUUAGCAAAGUUUCCUUUUAAUUUCAAGGCUUAAUCUUUUACCCUCCUUUUAUUUGGGAUAUUUGAUCCGUUAUAUUAAUUGGAAUUAUUCGCACAUAGCUGAGGUCCAUGAGGAUGCCGACUGUGAAACACCAGCGAGGGGACGUGGUGAUGGGCCGCUGGCCCGGCAGCAACCUGUACUAUGAGGUCAAAGUGCUGCGCUUCAACGCUCAGAGUCAGCUCUACACCGUCAUCUACAAGGACGGCACCGAGCUGGAGCUCCGGGAGCAGGACAUCAAGAGUGCCGUGGGUUUCUACACCCGCUCCCGGUCCCGCUCUCGCUCCCGUUCCCCGGGCCGCCGCCGCAGCCCCUCCCGCUCUCCGGCCCGGACCACACGCCGCUCCUCCUCCCGCACAGCCGCAGCCGCAGCGGAAAGCGUUCCAGCCGCUCGCAAGGAGAUCAAGCUGAAGGAUACGCUGGAAGUGAGGCUGACGCCCCUGAAACACACAGUGGUAGCUGAAAACAGUAGCAACAAUAAGCAUGAAAAGAAAGAGGAGAAACAGAAAGAGGACAAUAACACUUCUAGCAAAGUGAACGAGAAGUCUGAAGCGAAGAUGGAAGAGGAGCCCGAGCCGCAGGGCCGCUACAACCUGCGGCGCAGGAAGGACGCCGGAGACGAGAAGCCGGCCGCCGCCAAACCCAGCCCCAAGAGGAAGGAGCCUGCAGCGGCGGCCGCCGCCGCCGCCACCUCCGGCCCGCUGGACUUCGGAGGGAAGAUCGGAGCCUACUUCUGGCUGCUCUUCCUGCCUGCCUGGGUCCUGUUCCUCAUCCUGCAGGUCAACCUGGACGACCCCAGCCUGGCCAACUUCCCGCCCCCGCUGCCCCCUCUGGGCUCGCUGUGGGACGCCCAGGCCCUGGGCCUGGUCCUGCUCUGGAUCCUGUUCCAGGCCCUGCUCUACGUCCUCCCCGUGGGGAAGCUGAGCGAGGGGAUGCCGCUGAGGUCCGGCAAGAGGCUGAAGUACCGAACCAACGGUUUCUUCGCCGUGGCGGUGACGGCGGCGGCGGUGGCGGCGGCGGUGCACCAGGGCGUGGACCUGACCUACAUCCACGCCCGCUUCCUGCAGCUGGCCGUGGCCACCUUCCUGCUGUCGCUGCUGCUCAGCGUCUACCUGUACGUGCGCUCCCGCUACGCCGCCGCGGACCAGCUGGCCAUCGGCGGGAACUCCGGUAACGUGGUCUACGACUUCUUCAAGGGACGUGAGCUCAAUCCUCGCAUCAGAGACUUCGACCUGAAGUUCUUCUGUGAGAUGCGCCCCGGACUGAUCGGCUGGUGUUUGAUCAACUUUGCGAUGGCUCUGGCGGAGAUGAAGCAGCAGGGCCUGGACGCUCCGUCCUACUCCAUGGUCCUGGUGAACCUGUUCCAGCUGCUGUACGUGGUGGACGGUCUGUGGAACGAGGAGGCCAUCCUCACCACCAUGGACCUCAUGCACGACGGCUUUGGCUUCAUGCUGGCGUUCGGGGACCUGGUCUGGGUUCCCUUCACCUACACCCUGCAGGCCUACUACCUGGUGAGCCACCCCAGCCCCCUGAGCCCCCCCGCUGUGGCGGCCAUCGUCCUCCUGAAACUGGUCGGCUUCUACAUCUUCAGGAAGUCCAACUCUGAGAAGAACGCCUUCAGGAGGAACCCGUCAGACCCCGGACUGUCCGGUCUGAAGACCAUCCCCACGGCGACGGGGAAGAGCCUGCUGGUGUCGGGCUGGUGGGGCGUGGUCCGCCACCCCAACUACCUGGGCGACCUGCUGAUGGCGCUGGCCUGGUCGCUGCCCUGCGGCUUCAGCCACCUGCUGCCCUGGUACUACAUGAUCUACUUCGUCAUCCUGCUGGUGCACCGGGACUCGCGCGACAUGCAGCAGUGCCGGAGGAAGUACGGCUCGGCGUGGGACGAGUACUGCCAGGCCGUGCGCUACCGGAUCGUCCCGGCCGUGUACUGACGGCCCCCCCCCCCCCCGCGCCCGGACUCCUCUCUCUUUUUUUUUAAGGCUUUGUUUGUGUUUGUCGGUGGACGGACGGAGCAGGGACUCCCUUCUGGGGCGGAGUUUCACCACCGCGGAGCUUUUUGCCUUCGGGACGACGGACGGAGACGUUUCCAGAGUGGGGAGACGCCUCUGCUAGGAAUGUCUUGUUAGAUGUAUAUUUUUGUACAUAAUGUCGUUUCUGUACUUCAGAAUGACACCCUUCUGGUGCAUUUAUGCUUUUACCCCCCAACCCCAAAAAACCCCAGUAAUUCCAGUAGUUUGAAUCACAGCUUGGCCGUUAAGAAGAAAUGUAAGUAUUUUUCUCAUGAUUUUGUGUACAGAGUGAAGGAUUCCUCCCUUUUUUUUUUUUUAGACCAGCUAUCAAUUCUCAGGAGAGAUCAAUUAGAGGAGUUUUGUAUAAAUAUUUCUGAUGUUUAUAAUUUUAUUUUCAAUAUCCAGUUUUGACUUGAGUGUUGAAUUCAUUCUGGAGGUUCAAGGAAGGAAAUGCACUAAUGUUUUCGCGGCAUUUAUCGACGUCUCCGAUCAGUUUGAGGACGGAGGGGGCGGAGGAGGCUCCGGGCCGGGCGGCCUCGGCCCUCAGUGACCUGCCAGGUUGUGCUUUUGAAUUUCUACCUCAGGCUGGCUCGCCGUCUCCCUCCUCGCCGUCAUCUCGCUCUCUGCAGCAGGAAGAGGAAGCCCUCCUGCGGCUUCAGCGCCGUCUGUAUGUAGUGCUGUUUUCUAUCAUGCCACAUGCCUCCGAGCUUUAUUUGCAGGACGCCUGCGGACCCGGAGCUCCUCCAGCGUGUGCGUUAGUGAACGUGUAGCGGAUUACACAUGUAGGACCCAUUAGAGUAGGAGCCGUUUCUCUGCUGUGCUGACUGACUGAAUAAAUAGUUCUGUUGUUUGUUUUUUACCACGCUUUUUUUUUUUUUUUCUAAGUGAAAUGAGUUCCGAUGUUUCUCAGUAGAUCUUUUCUGUUUUAUCAGGGUAUUUUUUUCAAUUUUAUUUUGAAGUUACCGACAUGCUUUGUGACCACUGUUUACUCCUCCCAGACGUCUGGAGCUGGAGCCGCCUCGCUCCCGGAUGUGACGGCAAUAAACA
This is a messenger RNA of Salarias fasciatus (jewelled blenny), 3131 nucleotides long. It is a transcript of the gene lbr, whose product is annotated as lamin B receptor. Gene Ontology annotation, molecular function: Delta14-sterol reductase activity. The record is from RefSeq and is a predicted model, not a curated record. Gene Ontology annotation, cellular component: nuclear inner membrane. The transcript is spliced from 13 exons. Gene Ontology annotation, biological process: cholesterol biosynthetic process. Bases 144 to 2006 code for a protein of 620 amino acids. Lineage: Eukaryota; Metazoa; Chordata; Actinopteri; Blenniiformes; Blenniidae.